GGAAGCUAUACAGGAAAUACAGAGAAUGGGUAGAAAACAAGUCCUCCCGUGACAACAGGCUCUGCCUGGAAAUCACACAAUUAACAAAUGAAGUCAACAGCACCACAGAGAGAAUCAAAACUCCAUUUCUCGAAACAGAAGAGACCCCAACAAACAGCUCAAUAAUGCAUGAACAUCUUUCAAGAAUCAAAGAGCUGUGGAGCGAGGAAAGAAGACUAACUACCGCCAUAAUUAAAAAAAUCAAAAGGGAAAAUAUACAGAAAG
This is a messenger RNA of Acaulospora colombiana, 264 nucleotides long. NCBI's taxonomy places the organism in Eukaryota, Fungi, Glomeromycota, Glomeromycetes, Diversisporales, Acaulosporaceae. The record is from the annotation of a GenBank genome assembly.